AGCGGACGCCGCCACCUGAUCCCAUCCAGGCGCAGCGAGGAGCCGCCGGCACUUGGCGCGCAGGGCCUCCAGCGCCCGCGGACCAGGUGCGGAUUUCGGCACUAGGGGCGAAAGGCAGCAGCGGCCACCCGCACCCGGACUGGAGGCAGAGCCCACGCGUGGGGAGUUUCUCAGGAACACUGGCCCUGCUACCAGAGCCGCAGGAGCCCCCAUGAGUGCCUGCAAAGGGAGUCCUGGAUAGCGAGUCCCUGGCUUGUCCAGGGCGGACAGACACUCCACCAUGCCAGCCAUCGUCCAGCGCCUGCAGCAGGCCACCAAGAUGAUGAGCCGCAGGAAAGUCCUGCUGCUGGUGCUGGGGUGCAGCACCGUGAGCCUCCUCGUCCACCAGGGGGCGCAGCUCAGCUGGUACCCCAAGCUGUUCCCCCUGAGCUGCCCGCCUCUGCGGGACUCGCCGCUGCGCCCCAAGCACACGACCGUGGCCUUCCUGAAGACGCACAAGACGGCGGGCACGACGGUGCAGAACAUCCUGUUCCGCUUCGCCGAGCGCCACAACCUGACGGUGGCCCUGCCGCACCCAAGCUGCGAGCACCAGUUCUGCUACCCGCGCAACUUCUCGGCGCACUUCGUGCACCCGGCCACGCGGCCGCCGCACGUGCUGGCCAGCCACCUGCGCUUCGACCGCGCGGAGCUCGCGCGCCUCAUGCCGCCCGGCACGGUCUACGUCACCAUCCUGCGCGAGCCGGCCGCCAUGUUCGAGUCGCUCUUCAGCUACUACAACCAGUACUGCCCGGCCUUCCGGCGCGUGCCCAACGCGUCGCUCGCCGCCUUCCUGCGCGCGCCCGAGGCCUACUACCGCGCGGGCGAGCACUUCGCUAUGUUCGCGCACAACACGCUGGCCUACGACCUGGGCGGCGACAACGAGCGCAGCCCGCGCGACGACGCCGCCUACCUGGAGCGCCUCAUCCGCCAGGUGGAGGAGGUCUUCUCGCUCGUCAUGAUCGCCGAGUACUUCGACGAGUCGCUCGUGCUGCUGCGGCGCCUGCUGGCCUGGGACCUGGACGACGUGCUCUACGCCAAGCUCAACGCGCGCGCCGCCAGCUCGCGCCUGGCCGCCAUCCCCGCGGCGCUGGCGCGGGCGGCGCGCGCCUGGAACGCCCUGGACGCCGGGCUCUACGACCACUUCAACGCCACCUUCUGGCGCCGCGUGGCGCGAGCCGGCCGCGCGUGCGUGGAGCGCGAGGCGCGCGAGCUGCGCGAGGCCCGCCAGCGCCUGCUGCGCCGCUGCUUCGGCGACGAGCCCGCGCUGCGGCCGGCCGCGCAGAUCCGCACCAAGCAGCUGCAGCCGUGGCAGCCCAGCCGCAAGGUGGACAUCAUGGGCUACGACCUGCCCAGCGGCGGCGCCGGCCCGGCCACCGAGGCCUGCCUCAAGCUGGCCAUGCCCGAGGUGCAGUACUCCAACUACCUGCUGCGCAAGCAGAAGCGCCGCGGCGGCGCGCGGGCCCGGCCCGAGCCGGUCCUGGACAACCCCCCGCCGCGGCCCAUCCGAGCGCUGCCCCGCAGCCCCCAGAGUCCCUGAGCUCCCGGCCUCUGGAACCCCGGGCCCUGUCUUGCCCGCCCAGGAGUCGGCCUGCGGUUGCCUCCAGGCCCCGCCCCGUCAGGGUCCUGUCUUUCCAAGGGGCUUGAGUCCCAUGCUGAACUUUGGGGUGCGUCUCUCUAUCCGAGCCCAUCUCCCUAUCGUGGGCCGAACCCCGUAGUCGGGGAUGGCGCUGAUAGGCUGGAUCGAGCCCUGGGCCACCCUCUGCUUCCCAAGUGGUUGGUGACUCUGACAAAAGGCCUGAGGGCCGUCCAGAACUGCCUAUCCUGCCUUUUUCUGGGGGCUGAGCCCCACACCUGUCUUUUGCAAGUGGGAAAAGCCCAGGCCCCAGAGAGAGGCUGAGCCCUGAGGAGAGGCUGCUCUUCCUGUCCGCUGUGCCGGGCUCUUGCUCUCCUCCCAGGGCUCAGAGGCCCCCAUACUGUGUCUUCCAGGUUCUACCUUCCCCGCAGACCUAAGCUGCUCCCAGACUCCCAGAACCAAGAGUUCUUGGGUUGGGUUUUUUGUUUGGUUGGUUUCUCUUUUUUUUAAUAAAACAUCUUUAAAACGUGCAAGUUGCAUGGCAGUCACUGAAAGCCAGAUUCCCCGUGUUUGCGGAUGAAGCAGCUGCCCAGGAGGAACUGUGGCUGUAGCCAUGAGGAUGGGGGCUUCCCUGCUGCCGCCACUCUGCAAAGGCCUCCAACCUUCCUCAGCCCCUUGACUGACUGGGCUCAUCAACACAGACUGGCCUCCUAAGCCCCACUCAUUUUCCAAGUCGUUUUUCAUCAGCAACAUUUACUGAGCAUCAUGUCUGUAACCUGGAGACACACGUGAACAAGGCAGAUGGGGCCUUUAUCUCAUGGAGCUCCUGGGGAGAAGUUGAAACAGGAGCACGACGGAAACAGAGGAAGGGCUGGAGGGGUUAGAACAAAACUGCACCUCCUUGGGCAGAGCAAGGCUGGUAGGUGGGUCGUUUCAGGUAGGGAGGUGCUUAACUCAGAAUUUUCCUGCCACUGUGAGUCAUGACCUUAUUCACCACUGUUCUCCUUCCUCUCAAGGAGGAGACAACUCUGACUCGGGUGAGGACCAAUCCCUCCCCCCACAUGCCUUUAGCACAGCAAGAUGCCCAGCACUUUCACAUGGAAUCUCCCUGAAGACCAGCAGAGGAUAGGGACCUUUUCUGUCACUCUCUUCAGAGCUACAUUGACACAUCUGGACAAGUAAUAAAAGUAAUAGCUAUCCUGGUCUGCUAUGUGCCAGCCACUGUUUAAGGGCUUUACGUACAUUAACUUAUGAGAUAGGUGCCGUUUUCUGGGUGAGGAACUGAAGCUUGAAGAGGUUAGGUGACGUCAGGGUCACAGCCAGA
Messenger RNA from Propithecus coquereli (Coquerel's sifaka), 2936 nucleotides. RefSeq names its product galactose-3-O-sulfotransferase 3 (gene GAL3ST3). Gene Ontology annotation, molecular function: galactosylceramide sulfotransferase activity. Bases 281 to 1576 code for a protein of 431 amino acids. The transcript has 3 exons. Gene Ontology annotation, cellular component: membrane. Gene Ontology annotation, biological process: glycolipid biosynthetic process. Lineage: Eukaryota; Metazoa; Chordata; Mammalia; Primates; Indriidae. The record is from RefSeq and is a predicted model, not a curated record.